Mya arenaria is the source of this 3367-nucleotide messenger RNA. RefSeq lists its product as uncharacterized. NCBI's taxonomy places the organism in Eukaryota, Metazoa, Mollusca, Bivalvia, Myida, Myidae. The record is from RefSeq and is a predicted model, not a curated record. The transcript has 3 exons. Gene Ontology annotation, molecular function: zinc ion binding. Bases 40 to 1773 code for a protein of 577 amino acids.
UUUACUUCCUUGUUCGUUCUGAAGAUCUCCUAGAUCAAGAUGGAGGUACCCGGAAAGACGCGUGACCCUGACCUUGACACGGGUUCCGCUGACGCUACAAUCUACUGUCAGCCGUGUGGAGAGGGUGGUAAACGCGCUGUGGCCCAGGGCUUCUGUCAGACCUGCGAGGAGUACAUCUGUGCUCCUUGUAUCGAGUACCAUAAGCGAUUGAAAAUCUCCAGGAACCACAUUCUGCUGUCCAAAGACAAGAUGCCGACCUUCUACCCGUCCACUAAACAUUCCGUUAUCGGUGACAUGGAAUAUUGUAAAAACCAUCCGAAAGAAAUGAUCAAGUUUUACUGCCCGACCCACGGCGACCUUGGCUGUGGUGACUGCGUCGUACUCGACCAUCGCAGCUGUAAAGUCGAUUACAUCGCUGAAGUGGCUGAAGAUUUUGUCAUAGGGAACGAAUUCAGAGAGCUGGAACCAACAAUUAAACGAGAAGACGAUAUUCUAUCUGGGUGCAUACGUAAUGUCGAUGAGCUUUUGGAUGAGGUCAAAAACCAGUCUAAAGAUGAGAUCGCCAGAUUGAGGAAGUUUCGUGCAGAAAUAAACAACUACCUGGACCGUCGCGAGAAGGAACUGCUCGACAACUUCCAGAAAGUGAAAACCGAGGAUGAAAACGUGCUGACUGACCUAAAGACUGAUUAUGAGGCAAAGAAAUCGGGACUUGAGGCUUUGAGGACGGAACUGUCUUCCGCUCACGUAUCGGUGAACCAGCGGUACGUUGCAGCGAGGAAAGCCCAGAAGGAGUUACAUGAGAUCAAAGACGAGAUUGAGAAGAAGGCUGGCCUGAUGAUUGCCCGGAAGCUCCGGUUUACUAAGGACUCGAACACGGAGCGUCUUCUGGGAUCGAACAUGGGCAUUGGAACACUGGACGUUGUGGGAGAGUUCCGUAGGGAAAUUCCAGUUCCUGACCUUUCUACUGUGACAUGGAAGAAGGUGGAAGACAUCAACGUGAGAACGUCCCUGGACAAGACUAGCUGCUGCAUCACCGGCUCCGCCCUGCUGUCGCAAGGUGUCUUCCUCCUGAUUGACUGCGAAAACUGCAGUGUCAAACUGGUGGACCUCACGACCCGCACCGUCACCUUCCGCCUCCAACUGCCAUACAAUCCAUGGGACGUGUGUGUGCUCCCUGGUGACCAGGCCGCAGUCACUCUAAUGAGUAAUUCCAUGAUUCAACUUGUGUCGACAACGGGAGGACAGUUGUCUUGUGGAAAAGAAAUUAAAGUGUCAUUUGGGUGUUGUGGUAUUGCGUAUUACAACAACAGAUUAUACGUUUCGAUCGUAUCAGAUCCGCGUAUUGAAGUGAUGACAUUGGAUGGUCAUAUUAUAAGUGCAUUCCAAACAGAUGAUGGAAAAAAGCUUUUCCAAACACCAUAUUUCCUGACUGUAUCAGCUUCCACACCACCGACCUUGUAUGUGUCUGACAGCGAUGCACACACCGUCCACCAGCUAUCUCUAGACGGGAAGGCCCUACGAGAGUACAGUGACAAGAAGCUUAAACAACCCGGUUCCGUGGUGGAUGUAGGUCCGGGUCAGCUGCUCGUGUGUGGGUCGACCAGUCACAACGUGAUUCUGCUGACGGAGGAGGACGGCAAGAUGGCAGAAAUACUGGGAGAGAAGGACGGGCUGACCUCUAACUCCUUUGUGUCCUUUUGUCCUUACAAACGUGCCAUAAUUGUCGGGAUGCCCGAUACUGACUCCUCCCUGUGUGUAUUUAAUGGAAACUGACAGUGUUUUUUCGUCAGUCGAUUUUAUUCUGUCUUUGGUGGAAAAUACCAUGUAUACAAAAAUAUUUGUGCAAUUGAAUAGUAAAUGCAAAAAUAUUUGUGUGAAACAAAAGUGGAAUGCGGUAUCUGUAUCAUGAAUGUUAAAUGACAUGUAAAUAUAUAUAAUAAUGUUAAGCGUAUUUUUCGCAAUGAAAGGUUAACGAAUUAGUGUAAGUUUUGUAUUAUUAACACAUUUAAACUAAGCAUUAUUUUAGGUGUUUUUGUUGUUGAUUUUAAUGUUCAAUAAAUUCAACUAAAUUGUAUGAAAUGAUUGUCAUAUCUAAAAUAUUUUUAGCAAUAUUUUAUGUUCAAGAGUAUAUUAUUUCCUCGUUUAAAGGUUAAAAUAAAGUGUUUCACAAGGUUUAAGAUUAAAAGGAUAAUUUUCGCUUUCCAGUUAUAAACCAGUUUACUAAUUUAAAUGUGUUAAAGCUGACAUUAAUAAAAUACAUUUACAUUGAACGUUAAUGCAGGGAAUUUUUAAAUAAUUAUAAAACAUUUUCAAAUGGGAAUUUCCAAGUAACCAUCCAUUCUCUAAUUGAAAUGCUUACAAUUCGAAAACUUUUUUUUUUCAAAAUUGACAGUCAAAAUGUUUUUUACACUUUCGGAUAGUAUUUCUUAAGAAUUUCAGUUAAAGGUUAUUGCCUUGAUAUUUUUACAAGUUAUGUAUAAAUCUAGUUUUCUUUCGACAAAGUAUGAAAAUGGCCGAAUAUUUUUUUAUACAUUUUAAUUUUGAAAUGUGUAUGAACAAUUCUCAAUCCUAUUAUACAAACUUUUUACCAAAUUUCACUGAUCAUUUAGGAAAAAAUUAAAACUCCUUAUGAAACACAGUUUAACAUUCAUAAUUGCAUGAAUGUGGCCAUGACGUCACAUGUUAUCAAAUUUGCGAUUUACCCGAGUCCAGUGUCACAUUAGGCGUCUCAUUAUUUCUGGGUGAAGAGGUGAUAGGUCGGGGUAUUUCCUUUUUUUACGAAAAUCCAUUUUAUGUAUUGUAUGUUAUAUUACUGUAUUAUGUAACCAGUUUUCUAUAUCAUCCGUGUACUAAUAAAUGUGUUUUAAAACAUUCAAAUUCGUCUUGUUUACAGAACAACUGUCUAACGCGUAUUUAAAUGAUGGAUUUUUGAAAUUUGAAUGUAUUCUGCAGAAAACAACCAGCUUACUGUGAGUUUACUCAUAUGUAGUUUACAAGUGGUAAUAAACAGUUAUUGCAGGUUUAAUUCCAAUGCUGGAUUAUAAGGUACAUGUUCCUGUAUUUGUCUCACCAAAAAGUUAUCUGCAAAUAUGAUAAAAACAAAUUCGAUUUUGAGUAAUCUGUAAAUUACAUACCAGUAGGCGGCAGUAUUUUUCAACAAAUAGUUAAUAAUUCCAUCGACACGAAACUCGCUGACCGUAUUUUUGAGUGAACUGUCUCGCUGAAGUUAAGUCGUAUUACCUACCAAUGUUACUUAAGAGUAAUGCCCCUUUGCCAUGAAAAUAUAAUUAUAAUGACUUAUAUUGAUGUUAUAAUAGAGUAUACUGUCUCAGUCACGUUUAGAUGUGCGAUCAACGGCCUCAGUAAG